Chiloscyllium plagiosum (whitespotted bambooshark) is the source of this 990-nucleotide messenger RNA. The record is from RefSeq and is a predicted model, not a curated record. Lineage: Eukaryota; Metazoa; Chordata; Chondrichthyes; Orectolobiformes; Hemiscylliidae.
AUGGGAAGUGAAAGCACCGUUGGAAGUGGAGAGAACGUUUACAUGUGUUCUGUGUGUGGGCGAAACUUCAGUCGACCGUCUGGCCUGUCGAGACACAACUGCAGUUACACUGGGGAGAAACCGUGGAAGUGUGGCGUUUGUGGGAAGGCUUUCAGUUCCCCAUCAAAGGUGGAAACCCAUCGGCGCAUUCACACCGGAGAGAGACCGUUUACCUGCUCCGAAUGUGGAAAGGGAUUUUCCCAGUUGUCCCACCUGCUCUCUCACCAGAGAGUCCACACCGUGGAGAGGCCGUUCUCCUGCUCGGAGUGUGGCAAGGGAUUCACUGAGCCCUCCCACCUGCUAAUACACCAACGCGUUCACACUGGGGAGAGACCUUUCAAGUGCCAAGACUGUGGGAGGUGCUACAAAAGUUCGGGGGAGCUGAUGUCCCAUCAGCGUGUCCACACGGACGAGAGGCCGUUCCGACACCGCCGAGUUCACGAUGCAGAGGGACCGUUCACCUGCUCCUAUUGUGGCAAGCGAUUUACUCAGUCAUACAACCUGCAGAGACACCAGCGGGUUCACACCGAUGAGAGACCUUUUAAAUGUCCUGACUGUGGGAAGUGUUCUCGAAGUUCCUGGGAACUGAUGUCCCAUCAGCGUAUUCAUACCAACGAGAGACCAUUCAGGUGCUGUCACUGUGGGACCGGGUUCAGGCAGUCAUCUGACCUCACUGUUCACCAGCGAAUUCACACCGGGGACAAACCUUUCAAAUGUCCCGAAUGUGGGAAGUGCUUUAAGUGUUCCAAGGAACUGAUGUCCCAUCAACGCGUUCACACUGACGAGAGACCGUUCAGGUGCUCCGACUGUGGGACUGGGUUCAGGCGAUCCUCAGACCUCACUAAACACAAGCGAAUUCACACCGGGGAGAAACCGUUCAUCUGCUCCAAGUGUAAGAAGGGAUUCAGCCAGUCUUCCACCCUGCUGAAACACCAGAGAGUUCACAAGUGA